UUAUGUGUGUAUGGUUGACCUUCUUACCUGUGCUGGCUAUCUGGAGGGCACCCUAAACUUUAUCAUUAAGAUGCCAGUUAAACCUGUGGUGGUUGUGUGGAUGUGUUUUCUUGGUGGCUGCAGCUCACAUAUGAUGGGUUCGCGCAGUUCUCAACGAGAGAGAACGCACAGCUCCAGAGACAGGUGCAGGGCCACCAAAAUGGAAAUUUGACAGAGCGCAGUCGGUAGAAAAACAUGGCCAACAAAAAAAGGGCCUGCGGAGUGAGAGCAACAUUUGGCAAAAUCAUAGGACAGAUUGCAGAGUAUGGAGCUAGGAAGGACUCUUGGCGAGGGGAAAUUCGCAAAGGUUAAACUCGCCAUUGACGUGGAAACAGGACAGAGCUAUGCCGUGAAAAUCUUGGACAAGGAAAAGGUUUCCCGGUGCAAAAUUGUGAAUCAUAUUAAAAGGGAAAUAUGCAUGCUGAAGCUCAUUAAACAUUCUAAUGUCAUGAGAUUAUACGAGAUUUUGGCGAGCAGGAAGAAGAUAUAUAUUGUUCUCGAGUUUGUUACCGGGGGAAAUUUGCUUGACAAAAUUAUUGAGGCGAGUAACGGAGAACUCCAUGAAAACGUAGCGAGAAAGUAUUUCCAGCAGCUAAUUGAUGCCGUCGGAUAUUGCCACAGCAGGGGUGUCUACCACAGGGAUUUGAAGAUUUUCUCUUUGCAGGAAUAUAUAACAAUAAUGAUUGAAACUGAAGAUGAUGCUAUGCAUUCCAAAUGGCAUGAUUCACCCAUGGAGCUCCUUGUGCGCAUUCUUGUCCUUGCGGAUGACCGCUCUAUCAUUGUUGCCUCAGGUGUAUGCACUGGCUGGAGAGAUGCAAUCUGUGUUGGUGUUCAAGAUCUUUCACUUUCAUGGUGUAAGCGGAACAUGAGCAACUUGGUUCUGUCAGCUGUUCCUAGGUUCAACUGUUUGCAAUCUCUUAAUUUAUGCCAGAAUCAACACCAACUCAAUGAACAAGCAGUAGAAAUAGUGGCAAAGCAUUGCCAUGAUUUGCGUGCUAUAGAUCUUUCAAACAACACACAACUGACAGAUAAAUCUCUAGAGGCAUUGGCACGUGGUUGUAGUCUACUAGAAAAGCUUAACAUAAGUGGAUGUUCUGGAGUCAGCGAUCAUGCACUUAUCUUUCUAUCAGAGCAGUGCAACAAAUUGAGGCCUCUAAAUUUGUGUGGCUGCGUUAGAGCUGCAUUUGACAGAGCUUUACUGGCACUGGCUCAUAAUUGCUGCCACUUGCAAUCUUUGAAUCUGGGUUGGUGUGAGAUGGUUACUGAUGUUGGUGUUACAGGAUUGGCACAAUGUUGCCCUGAGUUAAGAGCUCUAGACCUGUGUGGUUGUGUGUUAAUAACAGAUCAAAGAGUUAUUGCAUUGGCUGGAAAUUGCCAUGACUUAAGAUCAUUGGGACUGUAUUACUGCCAAAACAUCACAGAUACUGCCAUGUACUCACUAGUAAAUAAUGGUAUAUAUAGAUCAAACAAACAAAAUCCCAAACACAAGAGUGGCAAUAAUAAAUUCAACACUGAGCCAGUAUAUCAGGCAAUUGUAGCCCAGGGCUCUCCAAGAUGUGGGCUUGGUGGCAGUGCAGGAAGUUGCAGCAGUAAUGAUCGCACUGCAGCUACAAGUUGUGAUUACAUGGAAUCUAUUUUGAAUGACCAAGAAGAACAUGGUCUAGGGCAUUUAAACAUUAGCCAGUGUAAAUCAUUAUCUGAACAUAGUCUCAACAAUGAAAACAAAACGAAAUUUGUGAAUCAGCCCGAAGAAAAGAUAUCAGAGGAAGUAAAAACAGAUGAUGUUGACACUCAGGGCAUCAAUAUUGUAAUGGAUAAUACCUCUAUUUCAGAAAGCUUUGAGGAGAAGAAAUCUGAAUCUAUAAAUGUUGAGAUCUCUGACUCACCGGUCAAGGUAGUUGACACUCAACAAAAUGUUAAGAUACUGGUAGAGAAUAAGAGUGAGAACAAGGAAGAGGAAGUGGUUAAGGUAGUUGAACAAAUAACAGGAGAAGAGAAGAAAGAUAAUACAGAACCUAGCACUUCUCACAGUACUUCAACUGUGGAUUUCAGACCAACAACUGUCACUGAUGAUUUAGUUGGUGGUCGUCAUCUCCAUCGUAAUCAUCGUGUGUGUGAACAUAAGUGCUAUCGACAAACCAUGGCUCAAGAGCGUGAUGUUGCUCUGCAAGCUGCUGCUCCAUCUGUAGCUCCCAACUCUGUUGCGUCGGCUCUUGCUUUAUCUGAUGCUCCUAUUUCUGCAUCUUCUUCGAUUUUUCUUCCAGUUGCUUUGGGGCCUCUCGAUGAAUCUCCCCCUAAACGGAUGCAGGUGGUGUCCAAUGCAAGUUUAUCUACUUUCCCUGUUUCACAACCAUUCCAGCAUCAGAGCUUCCCUGGAGUCCUUCAGCCUGCUACGGUUGAUAGGAGACCCGCUUCUCCUGUCCGACCCAAACGCAAGCUUGAGCAAGGCUCCGUUCUAGAGUUCCAACGACAAAAAUCCUCGCAAUGCUCACAAGUUUACCAGUGGCAAUUUCGUAGACGUAGACUGAACAAGUCUGCACAUUUUUCCCGCUUCAAUUACAAUCGUCAAAUGUCAUUGCCAUUGCCAUCCUCUACUCGUCUCAAUCUUGCAGCAUUAUGUAGAGAGGGUCAUUUGAAGGAGGCACUGCACAUUCUGCUUACCACACACAACCCCCCUGAAGACUCUUCUACAUAUCUCCAAUUAUUGCAGAUCUGCAUUCUGAAGAACGCGCUUUCAGAGGGGAAAAAGGUCCAUUCUUUCGUCGCCCACAGGGGAUUUGCUCUUGCUACACGUACAACUUUUUAUAAUAAGCUUAUUUACAUGUAUGAGAAAUGCGGAAGUUUGGUGGAUGCUCGUAACGUGUUUGAUCACAUGAGAGAACGCGACAGUGUUUCAUGGAAUUCGAUUAUUGCAGCCUACAGAAGGCAUGGGAAUCCUCACGAGACAGUCACACUGUUUCACCAAAUGCAACGAACAGGUAUCCAACCCGAUCAGUAUACAUUUGCCAGCGUACUCCCAGCCUGUGCCAAAAUGGGAGCUUUGGAACAGGGGAUGGACAUCCAUCAAAGCAUAAAGGAUAGAGGAAUUUCGUCAAAUGUUGUAGUUGCAACUGCGCUGGUAGACAUGUAUGCAAAAUGUGGAAGCAUAGACAAGGCAUGCGAACUGUUUGAAGGAAUGCAUCAAAGAACUGUAGUCUCAUGGAAUGCAAUGAUUGGAGGAUAUGCACAAAUUGGAUUUGUUGAAAAGGCUUUAGAAACUUUCAAGCAAAUGCAAUUGGCAGGUGUAAAGCCAGACUCCACAACCUUUGCCAGCGUACUCCCUGCCUGUGCUAAAAUGGGAGCUCUGGAACUGGGUAUGGGCAUUCAUCAAAGUAUAAAGGAUAGGGGAAUGUUGUCAAAUGUUGUAGUUGCAACUGCCCUGGUGGACAUGUAUACAAGAUGUGAAAAAAUUGAUAAAGCACGUGAACUGUUUGACAAAAUGCCUCAAAGAAAUGUGGUCUCAUGGAAUGCAAUGAUUGCAGGAUAUGUACAAAGUAAAUCUUUUCAAAUGGCUUUAGAAACUUUUCAGCAAAUGCAAUUGGCAGGUGUGAAGCCAGACUCCACAACCUUUGCCAGCAUCCUCUCUGCCUGUGCCAAGAUGGGAGCUUUAGAACAGGGUAUGGAAAUCCAUCAAAGCGUAAAGGAUAGAGGGCUUUUGUCAGAUGUUGUAAUUGCUAGCGCUCUCGUAGAUAUGUAUGCAAAAUGUGGAAGCAUCGACAAGGCACGCGAACUGUUUGACAGCAUGCCUGAAAGAGAUGUGGUCUCGUGGAACGCCAUGAUUGCAGGAUAUGUGCAAAAUGGAUCUGUUGAAAAGGCUUUAGCAACGUUCAAGCAAAUGCAAUUGGCAUGUGUAAAACCAAAUUCCAUAAGCUUUGCUAGCAUCCUUCCUGCCUGUUCCAAAACAGGAGCUUUGGAACAUGGUAAGGACAUCCAUAAAAUCAUUAUGGAAGGGGGAUUUUUAUUAGAUAUUAUAGUUAGAAAUGCUCUAGUAGACAUGUAUGCAAAAUGUGGAAACAUAGGCAAUGCACAUAAAUUGUUUGACAGAAUGCCUCAGAGAGAUGUGGUCUCAUGGACUACAAUGAUUGCAGGAUAUGAACAAAAUGGAUUUGUAGAAAAGGCUUUAGAAACUUUCAAGCAGAUGCAGUUGGCAGGUCUAAAGCCAAAUUACACAACCUUUGCUAGCAUCAUCCCUGCCUGUGCCAAAAUGGGAAAUUUAGAACAGGGUAUGGAAAUCCAUCAAAACAUAAUGGAUAGAAGAAUUUUGUCAGAUGUUGUAGUUACAACUGCCUUGGUAGAUAUGUAUGCAAAAUGUGGAAGCAUAGACAAGGCACACGAAGUGUUUGACAAAAUGCCUCAAAGAGAUGCCAUCUCAUGGAAUGCAAUGAUAAGAGGUUAUGCACAAAAUGGAUUUAUUGAAAAGGCUUUAGAAACAUUCAAGCAAAUGCAAUUGGCAAGUGUAAAUCCAAAUUCUACAACCUUUGCCAGCAUCCUCCCUGUCUGUGGCAAAAUGGGAGCUUUGGAACAGGGUAUGGACAUCCAUCAAAGCAUAAUGGAAGGAGAAUUUUCAUCAGAUAUUAUGGUUGGAAAUGCUCUACUAGACAUGUAUGCAAAAUGUGGAAGCAUAGGCAAGGCACGCGAACUGUUUGAUAGAUUGCCUCAAAGAGAUGUCAUCUCAUGGAAUGCAAUGAUUGCAGGAUAUGCACAAAAUGGAUUUUGCGAGGAUGCUCUCAAAAUCUUUGAAUUAAUGAAGCACUCUGGAACAUAUCCUGACACUGUAAGCUUUGCUUGUGUUCUCUGUGCAUGCAGCCAUGCAGGUUUAGUCAAUGAGGGCUGUACAUACUUAAAUCACAUGAGUAACCUUUAUUGUAUUACACCUACGCUUGAUCAUUAUGUAUGCAUGGUUGAUCUUCUUGCUCGUGCUGGCUAUCUUGAGGACACUUUAAACUUUAUCAUUAAGAUGCCAGUUAGACCUGUGGUUAUUGUUUGGAUGUGUUUUCUUGGUGGCUGUAGAUCACAUAUGAAUAUAACCUUAGGAGUAUUUACAGCAACGCUGCUUUUGGAUUUGGAUCCUAAAAAUGCCGCUACUUACGUUCUUCUCUCAAACAUCUAUGCAGAGGUGGGCAGGUGGGGUGAGGUUCAAAUGGUAAGAAGAGUAAUGAAAGAUAGAGGAAUUAAAAAGAUCCCUGGAUGUAGUUGGAUUGAAGGCAAUAAAAUGGUACAUUAUUUUUGUGUGGGAGACAGAUCGCAUACACAGACAUAGGAAAUCUGUGCAUAGUGGGAGAAAUGGGUUUGGGAGAUGAAAGUUACAGGUAUUUUCCAGAUCCGAGAAUUCACCUAAUGAUGUGGAAGAGGAAGAAAAAUAAUUAUUUCUCUGCCACCAUAGUGAAAAGUUGGCAAUCACAUUGGGUUUGUUAAACACGCUUCUCGUAACAACUAAUAGAGUUGUUGAGAACCAUCAAGUAUGUCCUGAUUGCCACACUGCAACUAAAUUUUAUCUGCAAGAUUGAUGGAGGAGAAUUUUUUUUGAGAGAUGCAAACAGUUUCCAUCAUUUUAAACAUGGACAAUGUUCUUGCGGAGAUUAUUGGUGAUGCUAAAUGAAACAAUCUGAAAAAUAAGCCUGCACUUUAACAAUGUGUGCUGUGUCAGACCUGCAGAAACAAUAAAGGGAAAAUGUUUUAUUUUCAGUUUCUAGAAAGAAACCUGCAAAUGUAAGAAAUGAAAAGCUUGAGGAGAUGGAGGAGAAUGGAGGAAAAGAAAAAGAUCAACCAUUUGAGAUUAAAUUGCACAUUCCAAAUGAGGAAACUUGCCUAGUUAUGAAAUGAAAAAUUGGAGGAGGUGAAGGAUGAAGAAAAACAAAAGGUGAGGAACACUUGAGUAAAUAGAAAGAUGCUUGACCAGCAGGAAAUGGUAGAGGAGGGCUCACAAUCAACCCUUACCAUUUUGGACAGUUUUUUUGUGUGGACCAAUUGUAUCAUCUCUUGUCUGUGUAAUCAACCAUUUGAAAUCAAAUCACACAUUUUAAAUUUUAUGUAGAUUUUGUCUCA
Molecule: messenger RNA, 6123 nt
Organism: Cryptomeria japonica (Japanese cedar)
Lineage: Eukaryota; Viridiplantae; Streptophyta; Pinopsida; Cupressales; Cupressaceae
Product: pentatricopeptide repeat-containing protein At4g13650-like
Exons: 17
Coding region: 305-5338 (1677 amino acids)
Biological process (GO): RNA modification; protein phosphorylation
Molecular function (GO): protein binding; protein kinase activity; ATP binding
Source: RefSeq, a predicted model, not a curated record